AUGGCUACCCCUAGUGUCCUCGCUUUUGACGCCGAGGAUCGAGCCAUUGACUUUGACGUCUGGGUAAAUGACCUGCAGCUAUUCUUACAGUGCGAUAGGGCAGACGGUCUCUCCCUCUUUGACCUCACCUCUGGUGCCUCUCCUGCUCCUACUACUGAUGCUGACGCCACUGUUCGCUCACAGUGGGCCACGCGCGAUGCUGCUGCACGUCUUGCUGUGCGUCGCCACCUCCCUACCUCUGAGCAUGCGCACUUUAGUCAGUACAAGAGUGCUCAGACCUUGUACGACGCUGUUGUUGCACGCUACUCCUCCCCUGCCAUUGCUGCACUGAGCCUCACCCGCCUCCCUGACUCCCUUCGCGUAGUCAGGGACCACUUCCUCUCGGUCUGUCCCACCACUCUCACUGUUGACCUCCUCGAGAAGUCCCUUUUAGCGGCCGAGAAGAGCAUAGUCGCUGUAGGGGCCUCUCGUGGUGACCCGCGCACCCCCAUCUUUGAGGGGUGUUCCCCCUCCCCCCUUCUGCCCUCUGUUGCCUCUGCUGCUGCGGCCGACCUCCUUGGUCUUGAGUCGGUCGGUGCGGCGUCUGCCCCUAGCGGGAGACGCGGCUCUGGCAAGGGCAAGGGGGGCAGGGGCACUGGAGGAGUGAGCGGGGGCGCUGGAGGUGGAGGUGGAGGCGGCGGGGGGAGUGGGGGUGGCGGUGGGAGUGGAGGUGGGGGUGGAGGUGUCGGUGGCGGCAGUGGAGGCGGAGGCGGCGGCGGCGGUGGUGGUGGGAGCGGAGGAGGCGGAGGUGGUGGCGGUGGAGGAGGCGGCGGAGGCGGGGGUAGUAGCGGAGGCGGCGGAGGCGGCGGAGGCGGCGGGGGUGGCGGUGGAGCUGGUCGCGGGUCUACGCAGAGGAGUGGCUCCGGUGGUGGUCCACGCCAGCAGCAGCAGCGCGAUCGUGAGACCCUGUCCCCUCAGCAGCUCCGUGAGUGGUACACUGCACGCCAGCGGGGUGGGGGUUUUUGUCCGUGCACCUACGUCCUUCGCACCGGCGACCGUGCGGGUGAGCAAUGUGGGGGUGCGCACCCCACCCAGCGCUACUUUGGCCGCCUGACGGACGCGUGGCGUCACCAGUUCCCGGAGGCCAUAGAGAUCCCUCGCUGGGGCGAGCUGUCUAGGGCGGGAGUUACCAUCUAUAAUCUUGAUUUUGAUGCUAUCCUUUCUGCCAUGUAUGCUGUGUCUAUUAGUGAUGAGGGUGACUAUUACCGGUGUUUCCUGCCCGAUCCGGGCAUUGAGACUGCUGCUGUAGGUACUGGUGAGGCUGCUGCCCUAGGUGCUUACGCCGCUGCUGCUCUAGGUGCUAGUGCGUCUGCGUCCUCAGGUACUGGUGAGUCUGCGCUCUCAGGUACUGCGUCGGCUUUGGCCUCCCUCACCUUCACCCUUGACUCUGGGGCUUCUCGCUCCUUCUUCCGAGACCGCACCACACUCACGCCGCUUAGUCGGCCGGUUGCGGUGUCUCCGGCUGACCCCUCUGGGGGUCCUAUCCUGUCUCACUUCUCCACAGUCCUCCCGUGUCCGGCGGCUCCCUCUGGCACCCUUUCUGGCCUAUACCUCCUCUCGUUCUCUACGAACCUGGGGCGCCAGCGGGCUGCCCCUCAUUCCUCCCAGUUUCCUCCAAGAGAGGCCCCGCUGCAGACACUUCACAUGGACGUGUGGGGCCCAGCCCGCGUCCGUGGACAGGGUCACGAGCGCCACUUCAUGCUCGUUGUUGACGACUACUCGCAUUACACCGCGGUCUUCCCCUUGCACAGCAAGGGUGAUGUCACUGAGGUACUGAUCGACUGGAUCCGCGCAGCUCCUCUCCAGCUCAGGCAGAGCUUUGGCUCGGACUUUCUUUUUCUGCGUCUGCACUCGGACAGAGGCGGAGAGUUUUCCUCUGGCCUUCUGCGAGCCUACUGUCACGCACGAGGCAUCCGUCAGACCUUCACGCGUCCUGACUCCCCGCAGCAAAAUGGGAUUGCUGAGCGCCGCAUUGGCAUGGUCAUGGACGUCGCUCGUACGUCUAUGAUGCAUGCGGCUGCUCCCCAUUUUCUGUGGCCGUUUGCGGUGAGGUACGCGGCGCAUCAGAUCAACCUACACCCCUGGGUCUCUAGGCCGGAGACCUCCCCAGCCUUGCUGUGGACGGGGAAGGUUGGCGAUGCGUCGGCGUUCCGGGUCUCGGGAUCUCGGGCGUUUGUCCACGACUUGUCGGCAGACAAGCUGUCCCCUCGUGCUGCUCCUUGCGUCAUCCUGGGGUUCCCCCCUGACGCGCCUGGGUGGCAGUUCUACCACCCCACCUCUCGCCGUCCCCCUCCGGUAGACCCCCUCCCCCCUCAGGGUCCUGCCCCUUCAGGUGUGUCCCAGGUAGACGCAGUCGAGCCUGUCGAGUUUACUGGUGACUCUGGUGCUGCUGAGGGUACUAAGCCUGGAGGUGCUGAGAUUGGGGGUGGUGAGCCUUGGGGUGCUGAGCCUGGGAGUCCUAAGCCUGGGGGUGCUGAGCCUGGGGGUGCUGAGCCUGGGGGUGCUGAGCGUGGGGGUGCUAUGCGUUGGGGUGCUACGCCUGGGGGUGCUUUGCCUGGGAGUGCUACAGAUGGGGGUGCUGAGCCUAGGGGUGCUGAGCUUGGAGUUGCUACGCCUGGAGGUUCUCCGGUUGCUUCGUCUCUGCGGGAGCCACUCUCUCUACAGGAGCUGCGCGAGUGGUUUGCCCGGCGCUCGAGCCGUGCUGCUGGUGCUGGAGGUUCGACUGGAGCUGGUGCUGCUAAGGGUGUUGGCGCUGAGACUACCGCUGGUGGUCCUGCUGGGGGUCCUCGUGGUGCUGCUGGAGGUUCUGGAGCUACUGGAGGUGCUGCUGGAGCGGGUGCUCCUGCUCGAGGUACUGGUGCUGUCCCUGCUGUGUCUGGCGUCGCCACGCGGCCUCGACUGUACUUUGUUCCACUCCUGCAGUAG
This is a messenger RNA of Closterium sp. NIES-65, 2964 nucleotides long. The record is from the annotation of a GenBank genome assembly. Lineage: Eukaryota; Viridiplantae; Streptophyta; Zygnematophyceae; Desmidiales; Closteriaceae.